UUCCAACCUCUUUGCCAUGGAGCAGUGGUAUUUACCGGCGAAUUCUCAUUUUCUCAUCCCAGGGACAGCAGAAAAUAGCAAGUCACCAAGAAAUGGUGGACUAGUGGCUCAGUUAGAGAACGAUUGGGACGUGUGGCUGCCUAUGCUACCUCAAUUGGACGAAUUUCCAUGGACACUACAAGACAUUUCAAAAGUUCUUCGCCUCGGUAGAACGCGGGAACAUUUUCGCGCCAUUUCUCCACAAGCUGUAGAACGCGUGUCGUUUCUAUUACAGCGACCUCUGCUGCGAAUCGUGCGGGAAGCGAAACGACUUUCCGUGCGGUAUUCGAAAUGUUCUAAGCACGAGAUCCAAACUAGUAUUCGCUUGGUUCUUUCACUGUCCAUGGCUAGGACGUGUGUGACACUUGCGUCCAAAGCAUUUUCUUUGUAUUCUAUGUCCAGCGAUAGAUUUCGUCGGUCUAAAAGAACCCGCUGCGGUUUGAUUCUUCCAGUGGGUAAGAUGUUUCGCUGGCUGGUCAACAUGAAAGUAGCCGCUCGUAUCUAUGACGCGGCAGCAAUUUACCUGAGCGCUACGUUAGAAUACAUCGCUGAAGAGCUUGUCUAUAGAGCUGUCAACAAUCUGGAGGGUAUUGACCAAGUGACUCCCGAAGUACUCGAGGAGUGGAUCAAUACUGAUGGUGAUUUAUGGGGAAUUUUCCAGCCAUAUUAUCAUCUGCUCUCCGGUAGAACAGCAUUUGGUAUCACCGACUCUAUCGAGAUGUACGCUGCGCCAAAGAAAGCUAUAAGCAGCCCGAAAACAGGUUCACCAAGGCGGAGGGGAUUGGACAAAUGCAUGACGACUGCCUGUGUCACAUCUGUGGCUGAAUUGACUGAGCUGGUACACCAGGCUCGACAGCGUUUCUCAGAUGCGUACCAAAGCAAAGAUAACAAAUUUAUGUCUCAAGUGGACUGGGCAACCAAUGCACUGCACACUUUGUCUUAUUUCAUGAAGUGCUCCCAUCAAAUUGAUGAGGACAUUUCGGACAUUUUGGCAGCUACGAGACGUGCACAUUCCCAGCUUCCUCCGCUGGUAGAGUGGCUGAGAGUAGCGAGCCUGCACGUCGAACACCGUGGGUGCAGUAUCGUCGAUGACGAUGACGUCAGACAGGCAGCCAGAUUGCUACUGCCCUUUAACGACUGUGAGCCUCGAGCUUUGUGCCCCACAGAUUCGUUGACCGUCUCUAGUUCCCUGUCCCCCACAACCGCAGCUGUUAGCUUUCAGCAAGACCUGGGCUUGCGCCUGCUCUUAAGCGGAAGAGUCGACGUAAUACCGCAGGCUCUUGUAAUGUUAGGACCUGAGAAAGCCAACACUAUCAAUCUACAGGGAAUGACGCCGCUGAUGUACGCAUGCGCUUAUGGUAACGAGGCUCUUGUCAAGAGGCUGAUAGAGUGCCACGCGUUACUAGACACCCAGGUUCCAAACAACAAACAAAUCUAUCCACUCCUAAACUUGGAGCUCAUCUCCUGGACCGCACUGUCUUUUGCGGCCAUGAAAGGUCACGUGAACGUGUGUCAGCUAUUGUUAGACGCUGGAGCAAAUCCAAACGGAGCUAUGAAUCAUGGGAAAGAAAACCAAGUGGAGACUCCAUUACAGUUGGCUGCCGCAACAGGUAAUUACGAAGUCGUCUCCAUGCUCCUGAGGAAAGCUGCAGAUCCCUAUGUCAGCGUUAACACGUGUUCUUUUAGCCCAGGAUUGCGGGGGUUUGGAAACGCGUAUGCUGCUGCGGCUGCGCAUGGGCUCAAAAACAUCUUGCGGAAACUACUGGCGGAGCCUGGUCCACGACGGGAAAACGACAUGUUGUCACUUACAGAAAUUCUUACCGAGGGUUCUCUCUCGGAUGAAGGAAACGAAAUGAAAUUAACAAAGAAAAAAAGCAUGGCUCUUGAGGAGGCUCUGUACCACAGCUGUGAGCAUGGAUUCCUUGAAAUCGCAAUGGAGUUAAGAAGUUUGGGUGUGCCAUGGAACAUCCAUUGUUGGAGUCAAACUGUAGGUCACGCGUACGAACGAGGACAAAAGGCAUUCCUCAAAUGUUUGUUGCGUGACUUUCAAUCAAUGCCGACUAAUGAGUACACAAGUGACUUCUGUGAGGACGGACUUGUCAUCCUGUUCAAUAUUUUCAAGGAAUGUGAGGACCUUGCUCUGUCGAAGGAGCUUGCCUCGGUGCUGUCGUGUUGUUUUGGCCGUCAACCUCUAAAGGAGAUCGAGAUACUUCCCAUAACACAGACGUCAAUCAGAAUCGGCCCAGAUUACAUUAACAGCCCUGAGAUGUCUGACAUCACGUUUGUUGUUGAAGGGCGACCGUUUUACGCUCAUAAAAUCAUCCUGGCCACCGCCUCAAAGAAGUUUAAGGCGAUGCUGUCAAACAAGACUAUCGAGCCGAACGAUGGGAGCACCCCCUGUAUUGAAAUAACUGACAUAAAAUAUGAAAUAUUUAUGCUUGUGAUUCAGUUUUUAUACAGCGGAGCGGUGGACGAUCCUGUACAUCAAAAUAAAAUUCUGGAGUUGUUACAGGCUUCGCAGUACUUCAUGUUGGACUCAUUAAAACGUCAUUGUGAGCGUCUUGCUGCGAAACACCUUGACUGUGAAAACGUUGUCGACACAUACGUUUUCGCAAAUUUGUGUGAGGCAAAAGAGCUGCUCAGCUAUUGCGCAGGUUUCAUUUUGAAAAACCUGGCAGCCAUGAUGGAAGUCAAGAAUUUUAGGGACACUUUGUUUAACAACAAUAGCAAUGAGCUUUUACAAGCCCUGAAGUCUUGUUUGAUUGAAAGAAUCAAAGCGAACAGUACAGCGAAACCACCCGGAAGGUCACCCGUCCAGUUUUGAAUUGCUUUUGAAGGUGGGCUGAUUGAGUUUGUAUACCUGCACACACAGGCUGACCAACACCCGUGUUUUGAAGACGCGCCAUUGAAAGAGAACACAGAGGGACCUGGAGACACUCUUAUGAUAGAGAACAUUUUUGCAACGUCAUGCUUAUUCAUGUGCGCGCUAACGAGCGUCAUUUGUCCAUGGAGGGGGGGUGGGGAGUGAAAAGUUUCAGUGAAAAGAAUAAUCCUUCAUGAAACGAAUAAUCCGUCAUGAAACGAAUCUCAAACCACCCAGUGGAUCAAUACCUAGGAAGAGUGAAUGUGCAUACACGUAUGUAUACUGACAAUAGAACCCAACUAAUACGAACCUGAGAAGGACAUUAUGCUUUAUUUAAUUUUUUUUUUCAAAGAAAAACUGACAAAACUA
Pocillopora verrucosa is the source of this 3271-nucleotide messenger RNA. Its product is annotated as ankyrin repeat and BTB/POZ domain-containing protein 2-like. Gene Ontology annotation, cellular component: nucleosome. The record is from RefSeq and is a predicted model, not a curated record. Gene Ontology annotation, molecular function: DNA binding; protein heterodimerization activity; structural constituent of chromatin. Lineage: Eukaryota; Metazoa; Cnidaria; Anthozoa; Scleractinia; Pocilloporidae.